AUGAAUCAUGUAAGAAGAAACACUUUUCAAUUCAAGUACAAGAAAGUGGACCUUGACAGUUUGAAGAAGUUGAGUGUCAAAGUGAUCACGCUCACUGAAUUGGUGGACGAUUAUGUGAGGAUCCUGACUCCUACUUUGGAAGAGUUAGAGAGAAUUGUGGGCCGGAAUUUGAGGGACCAUGAUCCAUUUCCCAAGUUUGAUGAAGGUAUCACUGCCAAGAGAAUAACUUCAGUUUUGGGUCUGGAGGUCCAAUUGGUUAUAAGUAAUUGGGAUAAGAAGGGAGUCUUAAAUGGUUUUUCUAGAUGGUUUUUGGAAGAACAAGCUGUGAAGUUGGAGAAAGAUGGAAAACAGAAAGCAUUCCAUGUCGUGCUAGCCCUAUUGGUUUAUGGGAUAGUACUGUUUCCAAAUCUCGGCAGUUUCGUAGAUCAUGUGGCCGUAAGAAUCUUCCUCUCUGGUAAUCCAGUACCUUUUCUCUUAGUUGAUAUCUGUUACGCCCUCCAUGAGCGUCGUGAGAAGAAAGGGGGAACCCUUUUAUGUUGCGAACAGUUGUUGCAUACUUCGUUCAGAUCUCACAUGCCCGAAAAAGGACCCUACACCUCAAAAACACUUAAACCCUCUCAGAAGUUAACCUCCAUUAUUGCCAACCAUGUCAAAUGGUAUAUCAGAGAUUGGGAGACCCCGAAUAUUAUUGUUAGCAUUGGAGACUUUCCUAAUUUACUUUUGAUAGGGACUAGCGGUUGCAUCAACUACAACCCUAUGUUAUCCCUGAUGCAACACGGUUACUCCAUGAACGGACCUCCAAAAGUUGAAGCUUUAGAGCCUUUCAUUUUGCACGACAUUGAUGCAGACAACCCAAUUGUGAAAAAGAUUAAGAAAUCCUGGAAAAUAAUUGUUAGAAGGGGUAAGGAGUUUGGAAAGAGGAAUGUCCUUGUGAAAGAGUCUUACACUCGUUGGCCAGAACCUAUAUUACCUGAAGACGUUGAAAAGCUCAAUGCCAAAAUUAAGGAGCUUGAAUUAGAAAACUCUGAGUUACAACUUAAGCUUAAUCGAACCACUUUGGAAAAUGAAAAUAUGAAGGAUGAACGUCAAGAGAAAGACCGAGACCUUGAAGCUAGCAACAAGAGAUCAAGAACAUUUGAAGACAAGAAGGAUGAGCUUGAUGAUAUUCUCAUAGGUACUGUAGCGGUAAAUUCAUGA
Lathyrus oleraceus (garden pea) is the source of this 1197-nucleotide messenger RNA. RefSeq lists its product as uncharacterized. The transcript is spliced from 3 exons. Lineage: Eukaryota; Viridiplantae; Streptophyta; Magnoliopsida; Fabales; Fabaceae. Bases 1 to 1197 code for a protein of 398 amino acids. The record is from RefSeq and is a predicted model, not a curated record.